Messenger RNA from Dicrocoelium dendriticum, 357 nucleotides. Lineage: Eukaryota; Metazoa; Platyhelminthes; Trematoda; Plagiorchiida; Dicrocoeliidae. The record is from the annotation of a GenBank genome assembly.
AUGAAUUAUGGCAAACCCUGCGGGGAAUAUUUAGAAUCCAUGUGCUUCAGCAGGAGUCGUCUAGUAAACCACUGCGAAAUUGUCCGUACUCCUGGAACAACUAGUGCACGUCACGAUAUGCGUUCGGGAACGGAUGUUAAUCGGAGUAUACACUCUCCUAUCGAUAUGAUUCCUCAAAGCAGGAACCUGUAUGGAGCGGGCAGAAUCUUAUUGCGCGUCAUUGACAAUCUGGUGAAGAAUUGUUUUGUGUUACGUCAUAUACAAACAUUACGAAAGCAUACUAUCGGAGGACCUGAAGGCAGCGCUGCAAGAUUACACCAAGUGUUGCAACCAUUACAACGAAAUAUUGCUCAAUAA